This is a messenger RNA of Grosmannia clavigera kw1407, 1383 nucleotides long. Its product is annotated as gamma-glutamyl phosphate reductase. The transcript has 2 exons. NCBI's taxonomy places the organism in Eukaryota, Fungi, Ascomycota, Sordariomycetes, Ophiostomatales, Ophiostomataceae. The record is from RefSeq and is a predicted model, not a curated record. Gene Ontology annotation, molecular function: NADP binding; glutamate-5-semialdehyde dehydrogenase (NADP+) activity. Bases 1 to 1383 code for a protein of 460 amino acids.
AUGUCGCUCACAGACGCAGGGCCAGCCGAGGCGGCACGCGCGGCCAAGACGGCGUCGCAUAUUCUAGCGACGCUGUCGGCAGACGAGCGCAACUCGGCGCUGACGGCGAUGCACUCGGCGCUGACGGCAGCACGCGAGACGAUCCUGGAGGCCAAUGCGGCCGAUCUGGCAGCAGCAGAGCAAGAGGCAGCGGCCGGACGGCUAAACCCAUCUCUGGUGUCGCGUCUGGAUUUGGGCCGCAAAGGAAAGUGGGAGGACAUGCUACAAGGCAUCCUGGACGUGCGAGCAUUGCCAGAUCCUCUCGGCAUUGUGACGAUCCGCACGCGGCUGGACGACGGGCUCGAGCUGGAGCGGGUGUCGUGUCCGAUCGGUGUGCUGCUGGUGAUUUUUGAGGCGCGUCCGGAGGUGCUGGCCAACAUUGCAGCACUGGCCGUCAAGUCGGGCAACGCAGCCCUGCUCAAGGGUGGCAAGGAGUCGACGCGGACGAUGUUGGCGAUGGCGGCGGCACUGUCGACAGCGCUGCUGCAGAAGGAAUCAGCAGUGCCGUCGGCAGCGGUGCAGCUGGUGACGCGGCGCGACGUCGUGGCCGAGCUGCUGGCGUUGGAUCGUGACAUCGAUCUCGUGGUUCCGCGUGGGAGCAACGAGCUGGUGCGUUCGAUCAAGGCUGGGACGCGCAUUCCAGUGCUCGGCCAUGCUGACGGGAUCUGCUCCGUCUUUCUGGACAUCGGCCUGUGCUCGCCACCGGAUGCUGCCAUGGCGGCUGCUGUGCUGCUUGACGCCAAGACCGGCUAUCCAGCUGCCUGCAACAGCGUCGAGACGCUGCUCGUUCAUGCCGAUGCUGUCGAGAAGCCGGCCUUUGCUGCCAUCGUGGUCGCUCUGCUCGCGGCCGGUGUUACUCUGCACUGUGACGAGGCCACGCUCAAGGCGGCCUCUGCUGCCGUGACUGCAGACGGCAACGGCCAGACGAAGACGUCGCUCCUUCGGCCUGCUGUUGCGGCUGACUUUGACACCGAGUUCCUCUCGCUCGACCUCGCCGUCCGGACGGUUCCGUCGCUCACCGCCGCCAUCGUCCACAUCAACGAGCACGGCUCGCACCACACGGACGCCAUUCUCAGUCGUUCCAGCGAGAACGCCGAGCAUUUCAUGGCCGCUGUCGAUUCGGCUGGCGUCUACUGGAACGCGUCCACGCGCUUUGCUGACGGCAUGCGCUAUGGCUUCGGCACCGAAGUCGGCAUCAGCACCAACAAGAUCCACUCGCGCGGGCCUGUCGGCCUCGAGGGUCUCACCAUCUACAAGUACAAGCUGCGCGGCACCGGCCAGGCCGCCAGCCAAUAUGGCGACGGCAAGCGCUACUUUAAGCACGAGCCGCUGCCGUUGCUGUAG